Arabidopsis lyrata subsp. lyrata is the source of this 1642-nucleotide messenger RNA. RefSeq names its product transcription termination factor MTERF5, chloroplastic. Gene Ontology annotation, cellular component: chloroplast. NCBI's taxonomy places the organism in Eukaryota, Viridiplantae, Streptophyta, Magnoliopsida, Brassicales, Brassicaceae. The record is from RefSeq and is a predicted model, not a curated record. Gene Ontology annotation, biological process: regulation of DNA-templated transcription; chloroplast organization. The coding region runs from base 290 to 1507 and encodes 405 amino acids. Gene Ontology annotation, molecular function: double-stranded DNA binding. The transcript has a single exon.
AUACUCCAAUAUUUUAUAUUUAGUUUCGUUUUGACCACAUUAUUUAUUUACUCGCAAAGCUGGUCCGAACUUCCUGCUUCUCUGUGAAGAAUUCUUGAAUUGCCUGAAACCCAUGGUGGUAAUUAUUCCACUUUUUCUAGCUAGUUUUUCGUUUCGGUAAUUGGAUGGAAGAAGCAUCUCAGAUACGCGUCGUGUAUAUGUCACUUUUUGUGUUGUUGAGGUAGAACCAUUGUUGAAAAUUUGCUCCUUUAUUUCUCCAGUUUCUUAGUCUCUUGAUUACGACCUUGAAAUGCAUUCGACCGGGAAGAGAAAUUUCUUAGCUGUUAUCAGAUUACUGUUUACUAGUUCGAGUUUGAUCAGAAAGGCUGGUUUUAGAAAUUCCUUGUCUGCUACCUUUGCCACCAGGUGUUCGACGUUAUGCCUGAACGACGCUGACAAAUGCAUUGUGGAUUCUGAGCUAUCGGUUGUAUCGUCUAGGAGAGUGAAUCACAUAAAAAAAGUUGAAUGCGUUGGUGAAAAAGAGAAAGUGAGAGAGAUUCCUAGUAGUCCUUUACAAGUUCUACGAAGAUGGGGUUGUGAUGAUGAUGAAAUAUCAAAGCUUUUUACUCGUAGGCCUGCUUUGCAGAGAGCCAAUGUUGCUCAGCUAGAGUUUAAGUUAAGCCUUCUUAAGCCGCUGGGGAUCACGUCUUCAGACCUUGUGAAGAUUCUUAAUUGUCGUCCGAGAUUCUUUAGUUGCCGUAUUCACCUUGUCCUUGAUGAAAGAAUCAACUACUUCAUGGAGAUUUUGGGGUCAAAAGAGGUGUUGCGCAGAGUCAUUAUCCGGAAUCCGUCACUCAUGUUGUAUGACCUCGAUGACAAGAUCAAACCCGCGAUAGAGUUCUACAAAGGGCUGGGCUGUAGCCAACAGGAUCUUGUCACAAUGUUGAUAUCCCGACCCACGUUGAUUCCAAGGACAAACUUUAACAAAGAGAAGUUUGAAUACAUUCAGAAAACUGGGGUCACAAGAGAAUCCAAGAUGUUUAAAUAUGUUGCAGCCAUCAUCGGGGUCUCGAGGAUGGAGACAAUCGAAGAGAAAGUUAGAAACUUGGAAAAGUUUGGGUUCUCGGAAGAAGAGAUUUGGCAUCUGUGUGGAAAAUGCCCAAUCCUUCUCUCUCUCUCAGUUGAGAAAGUACAGAGAAACAUGACUUUCGUCAUAGCCUCGAUGAAACUUCCAGCUCAUUCCGUGGUUAAGCACCCUUGUUUGCUUCUCCUCAACCUCGAGUCUCGUCUAAAACCUCGUGCGGAUCUCGUUAAGAGAGUCUUAGAAAUGCGUCUGAAGCCACUAAUAAAAGAAGUGAACAUUUUCACAGCGCUAAGGAUGAGCGAGAAACGGUUCUUGAAGGUUUAUGUAAUGUGUCAUCCAAAAGAUAUUGCAGACGAGCUGAUGGAGUUUUACGAGAAAUCCAAAAACAUGAAACGUUUGGCUGAGAAAUACAAGAAAUACAUCCGUAAAGGAUUCCCCUUUUGAAUAUCUCUUUUUCCAUUUUUUUUUUGUUUCUUUGAAUUUGUUCACUCAAAAUGUAACAUUGUGCAGAGAAAUUCACAUUGCAAGAUUUGAUAGAAUAAUGAGCUUUAUCAAUGAUGUUGAUACAUCAUUUGGUUA